This is a messenger RNA of Poecile atricapillus (Black-capped chickadee), 1161 nucleotides long. It is a transcript of the gene BMX, whose product is annotated as BMX non-receptor tyrosine kinase. Gene Ontology annotation, molecular function: non-membrane spanning protein tyrosine kinase activity. Gene Ontology annotation, biological process: peptidyl-tyrosine autophosphorylation; adaptive immune response; B cell receptor signaling pathway. The record is from RefSeq and is a predicted model, not a curated record. NCBI's taxonomy places the organism in Eukaryota, Metazoa, Chordata, Aves, Passeriformes, Paridae.
AUGGAGAAGAAAGCAAUUCUAGAAGAACAUUUAAAGAAGUCACAACAGAAUAAAAUAUCACCAAUCAAUUACAAGAAAAGAUUCUUUGUUCUGACAAAAUCAAACACUUCUGAUUAUGAAUAUGGCAAAGAAAGUGAAGGGGGAUCAAUUAGGAUUGAGAAAAUUCAAUUUGUUAAGACAGUGAAUAUUGAGGAAACAAUGCCUCCUGCAAGACAGUAUUCUUUUCAGGUGAGCCAUGAAAUUUGUUACAUUUAUGUUUCUUCUUGUACUGCACCACCUUAUCAUUUAUUUCAUCUGUCUUCAAAAUCGGAAGCGCAGAAGCCUGUCCUGCCCCCAGGGCUGCCACCAGACAAAACAGCCCUGAAUAUGGCUGUGGCUCAAUGCAACCAUGAAGGCAGAGGAAAUUCAGCUAUCCAGCUUGUCAGAAGCAAUAAAUACUGUGUAUCACAAGAAAAUCAUUCUGACUGGUGGAAAGUAAGGGAUUUGGAAGGACGUGCACAAGAGGUUCAGAGUGAAAUUCAAGGAAAAGAAGGUGCUUUCCUGGUUUAGUCUGGCUAGGCAGGAAUUUACACAGUGUCUAUAUUCAACAAGAUGAACCUAGGUAAAAAAGGAGCAGUUAAGCAUAAAUGUGUACAAACCCCUGAGAAGAAGUACUACUUCCCUGAAAAUUACAGCUUGGAAUCAAUUCCCAAAAUUAUAUACUACCACCAGCACAACUUAGCUUUCUGGAGAUUUUUGACAAUUUAUGCUCCAGACUUGCUUCAUUUUUCAACAGGGGUGCAGUCCCACCAGGCUGCUAGGAACUGUUUGAUUGACAGCAAACUUACUGUGAAAGUACCUGACCUUGGGAUGACAAGGGAUGUUGUGGAUAACCUGUGUAUAAGUUCUCUAGGAACCAAGUUUCCAGUGAAGUGCUCAGCAUCAGAAGUUUUUCAUCACACCAAAUUUAGCAGCAAGUCAGAUGCAUGCGUCUUUAAUGUCUUAAUGUGGGAGGUGUUCACUUUGGGAAAGCAGCCCUAUGAGCUUCAUGGAUUGCAGAAAGCUUCUCAAGGAUACAGACCACAGCAGGUUCCAAACAUCACCUACCAGAAAAUGGAUAACUGCUGGUAUGAGCUACCAGAACAGCACCCUGCUUUUUAUCAGCUGUUACCAUUCUUUUGA